Messenger RNA from Coffea eugenioides, 1172 nucleotides. RefSeq lists its product as uncharacterized. The transcript is spliced from 10 exons. The record is from RefSeq and is a predicted model, not a curated record. Bases 68 to 742 code for a protein of 224 amino acids. Lineage: Eukaryota; Viridiplantae; Streptophyta; Magnoliopsida; Gentianales; Rubiaceae.
GCCGUUUUAAUAAUUCUUCCUCCUCCUUAUCGAGUCAUCUUCGUUCCCAGGACAGAGCAACAGAUAAAUGGAAAAGCGCGGGCAAAAGGCGAAGCAAGUUGUUAGCUUAUUGGUAGUGAUAUCUUGGGUCGGAUCAUGGCGGGCUCUUGCUUACAGACCCGGCGACAUCGUUCCCAUGAGCCGCAGGGGCCAAUAUCAUUCCUCGAGGAGCGUAUGGUAUGAUAUGAUAGGCCGCCACUGUCCAACCUUUGCGGUCAACCGUGAGGCGUUGAUACCGAUACCAAAACCCACUGGUUAUACUGGAGCGGAUCCCCACAAAAUAUCAUUUCAAGUUGGGAGGGAAAAAUUUUACAUCCCAUGGCUUUUUUUGAUCAAUCGAAAGUCUUCUGAGGUUCCAAUGAUAGAUAUGCAUUUGAGGUAUGCAGGGAGCGACUUGCUUGGUGUAACUGCCAAAAUUAUUGAUAUGCCUCACAGAUAUAUUGAAUUUCAUCCCGACAUUAGGAAACAAUUCUGGGAUAAAGAUCAUUGGCCAAAGCAUGUCCUUGUCAGAUAUACAUGGGAAGAGCAAUCAGAGAUAGAUGUAGCUUCCGGAUUCUACGUUCUCUUUGGAUCAGGACUUAUGUUGUCACUCAUUCUCGCAAUCUACAUUUUGCAAUCAUCUCGUGAUAAAUUGGCACGAUUUGUGAAGGAGACUGUUGCAGACAGUAGCAUGCCUGCAGGAGUAGUUGCGAAAGUUGAAUGAUCUAUUUGGAGAUUUGUGAGGGAGGCUGUUGCAGACUGGAGCAUAUGGCUGCAGCAGGGGGAGUGGCAAGAGUUGAAUGAUCUGAUUGGAGGUUCUGAGGUCCAUCCAUUCUUGUAACGUUCCCAAGAGAAUCGUGAGGUUGUACGAGUUUGGAGGGAAAAUUAGGGUUUUCAGUUUUUUUUUUUUCCCCCUGCUUGGGAUUUUACAACUGAUGCAACAAGAAAUGUGUUUAACUGCAGUCUCGUAUUUCUUUUUUGUUUUUGUUUUUUUUCCCCGUUAUGUCCAGGACUGGGGUAAGUUAAACUUGGAAGUCAAGAGCAGGUCAUAAUUAAAGAGGCAGAGAAUGAGCAGUGAGCAUGUUAUGGACCAUACGCUUAUGCACUUUAAAUAGCCGGUGGUAGUAUUGUGCAGGAGGUAAAAGGUUGCUGCU